Messenger RNA from Suillus clintonianus, 2175 nucleotides. RefSeq lists its product as uncharacterized. The record is from RefSeq and is a predicted model, not a curated record. The transcript has 9 exons. Bases 1 to 2175 code for a protein of 724 amino acids. NCBI's taxonomy places the organism in Eukaryota, Fungi, Basidiomycota, Agaricomycetes, Boletales, Suillaceae.
AUGCCUCCAUCACCUUCGGAUCAUGAUGGUCAACGUGUUUCGCUGAGCGAAAUUGAGCUCAUCGACAUCUUUGCUUUGAUCUACCAUGGCUAUCUUGGGUGCACACCGUUGUAUCCCACUGUCGCUAUUUCUCUGCGCACUCUAGCUGCAUACCGCCAGACACACCGAGUAUGUCCUACAUUCAGUUUUCAAGCGCAGUGCAAAGCACUGUGCUUUCUUCAUGAUAUCCCUUACCGACCUUACCUCACUACCCAAUUAUCGGCUGCUUUCGACAUCUAUCUACAAAUUCUUCAGCGCAUCGAUCAACGUCUUCGCACAGCUCUGAAACGCGACACGCCUAAUUGGCGUCUUCUAAAUGCAUGUCCAGCAUGCUUUUACAAGCUGGAGGACGAGCCCAACCUUCCUUUUGACUGGCUUGUAACAAUGGACGGCAACAACAGUUUGAAGAGGUGGGACUCCACGAUAUACGGGACAAAUGCGCGACUCGACUCUCGUAAGGUCCAGUCAGAUAUUUGGAUUGAUCCGGACACUGUCGACAAAUUCAACGGCGAAGUCAGAGGGCAUGCGGCUAUGUCUAAUCGAGGCGAUGAUGCCUUAAUCGAUGAUACGACAGCGGAAACUAACCCUGCUCCAUUCAGCUGUGCAGAUCGAUGGAAAAAUGCGGGCCCAGAAAUGCGGAAGAAAAUGUUUUCUGUCUUUGACGAAUCGGGCAUCUUCAUUGCGGCAUGCCGCCAUCGUUUGGUGCUUUUAGGCUGCGACAUGAUCCGAAGUGGUGAAUUGGUGAAAUAUCCGCUUGCUAUGAUUGACAAGCUUCUUGCUGUCUAUGGCAAGGGCGGCGCUUGUGCUUAUGAUAUCGGGUGCGCAUUUACGAAGACACUAAGUAAUAGUUCUUUAGGGUCGCGUGCACACCAGCUUGGAUUUCGUCUUAUGGUCGGGGCCUUUCAUGGGCACGCUCACAAUCGGAAAUGCCAACUCGACUGGCAUCCACUCUACAUUUCUGGAACCGGACACAGCGAAGGAGAGGGGUGCGAGCACAUAUUUUCAGCAUCGAACGCACUCGCUUGUGGCACCCGGCAUGCAAGCACGUUUCAUCGGCAUCAGACAAUCAAUCAACAUUUUACGUUUUGGAAUGACAAUAAAUACGCCGCUCUCAGCAAUUUUCUCUGGAACCACUAUCGCGAGGCUUUGAAAUCAGUUCAGACACUCACCGUCGAACUGUCUGCCAUCAAAGCUGAGCUGGAUAUUACUGAUGACGAUUUCCCUCGGUACAUACUUCAAGAACGCGCUUAUCUGGAUGGUUUGAAACAGCCGCCUACGAGAGACCAAAAUUGCAUCCGAUACGUUGAGGCACUCGAUGAAUUAGCCGAACGAAACUUGGAGCGGAUCAAUGAAGCCCUAGCCCAAGCUCGGAUUCGCGUUGAUUCGUCUUACGCCAAGUUACAGCAUGCUGAAAUGCUAGUGGUGCACAUUGAACUCCAACUCGCUGUAGAGGGACGGUGGGAGAUAGGCGGUGAUGAAUACAACCGAUUCAAGAUGGAAGCUUGUCUUGGCAAGUACCGCACCGCACUCGAUGAUUUGGAGCGGCUCGUAGUGAUGCGAUUGUUUGAGCUUUCUAAAUUGUCAUUGUCGGGGACAGGGUACAAGUUACGUCAACAGAUCGGCAAGGCUUUGCAACGGCGUUCGGAAGCCAUUCGAAAUGCGAUCAAUCGUUAUAAUAUUCAAGCUAUAGCCCUAAAUCCCCCGCGUCCGAAGAUUUCAUGGAAAGAUAUCGCUGACUAUAGCUUUCUGGGCGAGUUCGAUCUUUUACGACACUCACGCACCGAUAUUCGCAGCGAGGAUUGGGCCAAACCAGCCCAUCGAGAAGCAACUACAAAAUACUUCAAGCUUUGUCGAGCACAUGAAGAGAUCACGCGACUUAAUGUCGAAAUUCAUCGCUUACGCACCGCUAUUCAUGCUGAACAAGUCCAAACAACUGCCGUGAUAGAGGAUCUCCAUCUUUCGGACCCGAAACUUGCUGAGGAGUUGCAGCGCCAAUGGUGUUCGCGUGCCGCCAUCAACGCUGUCCAUUUGCAUCGCUUAGAUCGCAUUGAAUGCCUCACUGGAUUCUCGGGUGUCAGGGGUGUUGGCCUAUUGAUCGCGAGGAGCACACGGCAUAAUCACAGAGGAUAUGGCUGA